UAGUCUCCAUCCAAAAAAACUGAUCACAGGAAUGAGUAUAGAAAUCCCUGAAGGACUGACGGAGCUGCUACAGAGCUUUACAGUGGAAGUGUUGAGGAACCAGCCCAGGGAUUUGCUCGAGUUCGCGUUACAGUACUUCACCCAGCUGAAGGACAGUGAGACCAAAGAGGCCUCGUUCGGUAAUGGCCAGAACUCGGCGCCCAGAGGCGGAAAAGCCGUCAAUUUUCUCGACGAAGCCAUGCAGAUCGACUCUGAAAACGGAGAGGAGGACGACGACGACGACGAUGACUUCGUAGCCCCCAUAAUAAACAGAUUCAUCAGAAGAGCAUCAGUUUGUGCUGAAGCCUUCAAUCCUGAUGAAGAUGAUGAAGAUAAAGAGCCCAGGGUCACUCACCCAAAAACAGAUGAGCAGAGACAGCGACUACAGGAAGCAUGCAGGGACAUUCUUCUCUUCAAGAAUUUGGACCCAGAGCAGAUGUCUAAGGUGCUGGAUGCCAUGUUUGAGAAGUUCUGCACAGAAGGGGAGCACAUCAUCGAACAAAAUGAUGAUGGGGACAACUUCUAUGUUAUUGAAAAUGGGACAUUUAACAUUUUGGUGAGAGUUGAUGGCGUAGAGAAAAUGGUAGGCUCCUAUGACAACCGAGGGAGCUUCGGAGAAUUGGCGUUGAUGUACAACACUCCAAGGGCAGCAACGAUAGUCGCCACAUCGCCUGGAGCACUUUGGUGCUUAGUGAGAUCGUCUGACAUCAGGAGGAUCAUAGUCAAAAACAAUGCCAAGAAAAGGAAGCUGUAUGAAGCGUUCAUUGAGACUCUUCCGCUCCUUACGUCAUUAGAGCUUUCAGAGAGAAUGAAGGUAGUCGAUGUGCUGUCCACCAAGACGUACAAUGACUCACAGCAGAUUAUUGCUCAGGGUGAUUUAGCAGAUUGCUUCUAUAUCGUUGAGUCCGGCCAGGUUAGAAUCACCAUGAGAAGAAGCAGGACGAAAAAAGACCAAGACGAGGAGGAGGUGGAGAUAGCCACAUGCUCUAGGGGCCAGUAUUUUGGGGAAUUGGCGCUUGUCACAAACAAGCCCAGAGCUGCGUCAGCGUAUGCUGUGGGAAGCGUUAAAUGCUUGGUCAUGGAUGUCAAGGCAUUUGAGAGGCUUCUGGGCCCGUGCAUGGACAUCAUGAAGAGGAAUAUCGCUAACUACGAGGAGCAGCUGGUGGCCCUGUUCGGCAGUAGCACUGACAUUGAGCAACAAAGUGCAUGAGACGGCACUAAUCAACCCUGAACUGAUGAAUGAAAAGUAUGGACCCACCCCACCCCAACUGGCACCACAACCACUUAAACACUUUUCUUAUGAACAGCGUGAAUAUCCACAACAACAUUUUGUGUAUCUCUCAGAUGAAAUAAAUGCGAAGCAGAUUAUAUCCCUUUAUCACACAAACAGUUCACCUUUUGCCACAAUUGAAAGUAAAGCCAAAUCAGUGUUGCUUAAAACUGAUUAAUUUUUCACAGCUCUCACCUUAAGAAACAUUGCGUGUACAUUUUACCUGUGCAAUGUCGAUGAGUUAAUUGUUUGUAUAUUGAGCACUUUUUUAUUUUUAAAGAAACACUCCUUAUUGUUCUCCAGUAUUAUAGUUACAACACCCACCCCAUCUUAUCUUUUGUAAUUUCUAACAUUUUUCUUAAUAUUACAUGCCAAAGGUCAUUUAUUAUGUCCAGUGGUGGGCGCAGCUAAUGUCAAAGUUUGCUUUGAUAACCAUUAAUUGGCAAACUGAAAAGUUAACUGUGACAAAGCUAAACCGAUCAACUGU
Molecule: messenger RNA, 1796 nt
Organism: Thalassophryne amazonica
Lineage: Eukaryota; Metazoa; Chordata; Actinopteri; Batrachoidiformes; Batrachoididae
Product: cAMP-dependent protein kinase type II-beta regulatory subunit
Biological process (GO): regulation of protein phosphorylation
Cellular component (GO): cAMP-dependent protein kinase complex
Molecular function (GO): cAMP-dependent protein kinase regulator activity
Source: RefSeq, a predicted model, not a curated record